CGAUUUCUGAGCGUUCUGUUUAUGAUUAGUGUUCUGAGAACAAUUGUCAGAAGGACAGUUAUUUUUUUUUUGCGCAAUUGGAAUGGUGGAUACCAUCAUGAUAGCGAAAUUAUUUUUGAUCUUCGCCGUUGCGUGCCAAGUGACUUCUGGUCAAAGGGGAUGUUCGAGGGAUCGCAUGCGACAAUGCGAGGACAGCAUCCUGCGAAGUAUUCAACGGCGCGUCAACGACUUGAGAGGAUCCGAAAUGACCGCACAUUGCAUGAACGUGCGUGAUGACUUUAAUUGCCUUCUGCGUGAGACAAGGUGUGUAACUAGCGAAACUGACCGCAACCGUAAUGGAGAUACCCUGAGAAAUGCCAUGAGGUAUAUCAGGGAUGGAUGCGACUCUGCCGGAGCCAGCUGGCGGGACAGCUCCUGCUAUGUGGGCGAGGGUAUGAAGACCUGCGAAAGCUCCUUUCCACUGGGCGGAACGCAGUACGCCUCCUACAAUCCAGAGACGUGCAGAAAGUACAACCUGUUCUAUGACUGCGUGAUGGACACAAUACGCAGCAGGUGCCAUCCAGACGAUGACCGCCUCCUUGGGCAGUAUCUGGUGGACAGUGCCCAGGAUCUGGCCUGGAAUUGCGGCGACCGCACCUCCUCUUCUGAUUACGACAGGACCAGGGACGACAGGAGGUACGACUCCGGAAGAUACGGCGGAAAUUCCGAUCGUUUCAGCAAUGACAGAGAGAGGGACAGUUAUGGAAGAGGGGGAUACGGUAAUGACAGAGGCAGGGACAGAUAUGACAUGAACCGGGACAGCCAUGACAGAUACCCAAGUGGAGGAUCAUACAACAAUGGAUAUGGAAGGAACGACUAUGCAGGAAGCUCGGACGUCACUUGCUGUCGGCAAGAGCGUUGCGACAGGUACAGGAUGCAGCAGUGCAAGGACUCCUUGUCCAGGACCAUCGACAACAGAAUGGCAGGAUACCAAGACUCCCAGAAAUGCAGAAAGACGCGCGACGACUUCAACUGCUUGAUGUGGCAGACAUCUAAUUGCGUAAGCAGAGAGGAAAGAGACCGAGACAAUGACAUCUUCCGAAGAGCCAGAGACUUCAUCUCCAGAAACUGCGACACCUACGGAAGAUGGCAGGAGAACAAUUGCUACAAGACGACUGAAAUGCAGAGAUGCGAGGCUCUUAAUUCUAACACUAGGGGAGGUGCCAAUUACGAAGCAUGCAGGAGUUUUUUGAAUUUCCGCGAGUGCAUGACCGAUGAAAUCGCCCGAAGCUGCACGCGGGAAGAUGAUCUCUACCAGGGGGCCUACUUAGUGGACAAAGCCCAAGAGAUGUCAUGGCAGUGUGGCGUUGAACAGUCAUCAUUGAGCAAUGGCCGCAACACGUACACGUGGGACAGGAAUAACAGGCAAGAUGACCAGUACGGCAGACAAGGUGAAUUCAGUCCCGUACAUCUCGAAGACGAAGAUGCCAUGUGUCUGUCCAGAGCACAGUCAUACACUGACCAGUGCAAGACCAAUAUGGACGAGAAAAGACGAGAAAUAUACAUUGAAAACGACUUCGAGAGGAGGACGAAGAUACAAUGCUGCUCUGUUCGAGAGUACAGAAACUGCCUGUACGAAGCAACUCGCCGCUAUUGUCAAGGAGAACGUAGCCGAGUGGUUGAUUCCCUGAUGGCAGGAUACAGACACCACCUGACCAGCGACAGCUGUGUCCGAAUCUACGACUACGAAUGCAGCGCCGGACCUCAGGGACCAGCGUCUAUAACCUUGCUGAUCGCCUGUCUUGCUGUCUUGGCCGCUCUCGUCUCUGUCAGGCGAUGAGCGUUCACUUAUUGUUAAAGAAGUUAAAUAUAUGUAUAUUCGAGUGUGGUAAAACAGUCAGCUGAACACUCGUUAAAUCAUCUGAAGAAAUGUGGUUGGACAUUGGUUUUUAAUUCUAAAAUAAUACUGUGAGUAUGACGUAAAAAAGACAUUCCAUUUUACAAAUAUAAAAAAUAUAUGUACAUAUAUUUCCUGUGUGAAAAAGGGCUGUGUUUUUAUUAAGUUUUAUUGUAUUUUUUUCUAAUGGUUUCACUUAUAUAUGCUGAUGGUUCCCAUAGUUUUAAAUUUGUUCUCAUUGUAAAUAAUUUAAAUUUAAAUGAAAAGUGUGCACUUUUUAUUAUUAUUAUUAUUAUUAUUAUUUUUUUUGAGGAAACCAUAGAAAUACUAUAAUUUAUUCAAAAAAUAUAUUUGCUAGGUAUUUAUUAUUUUCGAAUAAAUUACGAAAGUAUAAGAAUAUUGUAUGUUAUAUUCCAGUUUUUAAACAUUAAAGACAAAAAAAAUAAAUAUAUAUCCAGGUAAUUUGUGAAUACAUUUACCAUUUUUCUUUUAAAUUUUUAUCCAUACUUGCUGUGACAAAUAUUUAUUGGAGCAGCUGAACGUUUUGUGAUUACUUUUUUGAGAAAUUUAUCAUUUAAGCUUGAUAUUAAGCUUUCAGGCUUAAGCAACAAGGAUUUUCUAUUACAUUUUGCAGUAAAUUGCCAAAUUUAAUCUUUUAACAUUGACACUGAUUUUUUCAGCAUUUGAAUUCUGAGAAUAUAAUGGCCCAUAACCGCUGAAAUCAUGUUAUGUAGUUCAUGAAUUUAUCUUUGAUAAGUUGAUUAGUAAAUUUAUAAGUCUAAUUUAAAAAACUCAUUCUAUAAUUAUAAUAAUAAUUAUUUAUUGUUGUGAAGAUAGCAAGAAGAUUUUUAAUUAUUUAUUUUAAUAUUUUGCGAAUUGUCUAAGGGGAAAUUUCUGUUCUACAGGUAUUUGAAUUUUUUGUUUCAGAAAUUGAUAUUUUAAAACAUUUAUAGUUCAAAUAAUGUAUAGAAUCUGAUUAUUUAGGAAAUAAUUUGACUAAAAAGAAUUUAAUACUGAAAAAUAUACAGAAUUUAUAAAUACAACAGUUUAUUUCAUCUAUAUUCAGUUAUAACAGUUUAUUUCACGGAGUUGAUAUACAUUUAUUUUGAAUUUGUAAUGUGAAAAUUCAUAAAAUAUUACAAACUAUUUAGAUAAAGAAAAAUUCAUAUUUUGUAUAAUUAAUACAACUGCAGAUAUUUUCAUUCACAAAAUAUUAUUUUCUCUUUAUGUGAAAAUUUGAAUUUAUCUCUUAUUUUUAUUGUAAUGAUUAUGUUUAGGGCUCCAAUUCUCUUUAAAAGCAUUUCUUAUGCUUGUUAUCAAAAUAACAUUAUUUAUGAUAAAUUCUUUAAUGAAUGUACAAGAGUUAACAUUUUUUAAAAUCAAUUUAGUGUGAAUAAAAUAAAAAAUGCCUUCAUAUGAUAUUUAUAGAUCCCAUAUGUGGGUUUAGAUCAUAAUCCCAAUAGCUGAAAUCUGAACAAUCCAGAAUCCAGUGAAUUAAAUAUCCAUAUUCAAACCUUCAAUAUGACUUUUUAAAUACCAUUUUAAAUUAUAUGUAAAAUGCUACUAUUUAGUAGCUUUUCAGUUUUUUUUGUUUUCCGAUGAAAAAUAUAACUACCCAAUAUUUUGGAAUAAUAAUCCAGGUGCAUACAUCCAAUUUUUUGUUGUCAGAUAGGUAAUAAAUGAUAAAAUAUCAGAUAAGCAAUAUGUGUCUUAAAGUGCAUUGAAAACAACUAGAAAAGUGCACACAUACCUCCUACAACGCAGCAUGUCGGACGAGUUAUUAGUGACUGUUUUCCUUGGCAUUUUCCCUAGAAGCCCAGAAAGAAAUUAGGGCAGAACUAGAUUGCAGUCAUGGCUGUCAGUACCUAUGGGGCAACUACAUUGAUUUGCAAGUGUUGAAUUUAUGAGAGUAGGAAAUAGUUGAGUAGUGCACAAGUUACCUUGAUAUGAUGUCCAAUAUUGUAAAAAUGUCAAACAAAUGAUUAGUGACAAAACAUCAGAUAUAUGCACUGGACCUUAACAAGCAAAAACAAAUUUACAAAUGAGCACUUACUAUUACAUUGUGCUUGGAAGUCUGUUAAUCUAUCAUCUCUACACAACAAAAGCUACUACUUUUUUUUUUAUUGGUCACUAUAGGCAAGUAUGUGUAAGAAGAGUGGGUUUGGGGGGAAGGCAAAUGAAAAGAUCUCCACGCUAGAGGUUCCAAAAGAGCAUCACAUUGCAAAAGAAAUGAUAAUUAUAUUAAGAUUAUAUUCCAUUGAACAAUCGAAAUAGAGUUCCUAUCUCAAGACAGUGUUAAAAUUGUGAGCAUUUCUGGAUUCUGACUUGUUGGGAUUACACUUGUUUGGAUUAUGUCCGAAUAUGCACUUAUCUAAAGAGUUUCAAAUAAAAUAUUGAUAACCCUUAAAAAUCAUUCUAAUAAAAUUGCUUCAUUUUAAUUCUGAUUGAAGCUUUAAGCAUUUAAGAUCAAACAGAAUCUCUUAAAAUGAUACUGCCAGUGGGAAUGAACACAAAUUUCAUUUUAGCGUAUUUUCUGUGUGAGCAUUCCAUGUAUUUCAUUAUUAUAUUCUUCUCGCAUCUUCAUUUUUUAAUUGAAACCACAACACAGAAUAUCAAACAUUGUCUUAUGUGAAUGCAUUUAGCAUAGAUUUUUAAUGAUUCUAGAAAAGACGAUUAUGGUCCAAAUUUCAAUUUUAUGUGCAUGCAUUUCAUAUAAAUUUUAAUAAUUCUAGAAAAGACAACUAGGGUCCAGUGUACAGCUGUAUUGCAUUUAUUUAACACUAAUUUCAAAGAUUCUAGAAAAGAAAUUGUAAUCCCAAAUGUAGCUUUGUAUGCAUGAAUUUAGCAUGAUUUUAAUGAUUCUAGAAAAGUUAUUUAUAGUCUAAAUUGCAUUUUUGUAAGCAUGCAUGUAGCAUGAAUUCUAGAACAGUUAUUUAGACAAAGCACAAACAUUUUUUAAAGUAGAAAUUGAUAGAUAUGACAAAUUUAAUAGAAAUCCUGAUCACACACAUUUUUUUAUAACUGAUGAGAAAUAAUCUGAUUCAGCCCAAAAAAUUAAUUAAGAAUUAUUUUAGAGAAAGUUUUAAAAUUUCAAAUCUUUAAUAUUAAGCAUUUUAACUAUCUCAAACAUAUUCAGACUUUUUUUUAUGUAUCUGCCUAGAAUUUCAUUUUCAUCCUCGAAUUAAAAAUUUAUGGCGUCAUAUAAAGUACAAAAUCCAUUUUUCAUAAGAAUCUCAUCUUUUUUUUAAUGAUUUGUUUGUAAAGGAAAUAGGUUAUAGUUUUGUUAUUCUAAUUCUAAAACGAUUUUCAGAUUUUUUUUUUUAUGUAUCAUAAACUGUGUACAUUUUUACAUUACCUUCUAGGGGAUCUUUCAGCAAUACAAAUUUCGUGGUCCCAUUUACUUUCCAAAAUUUAAAAACCAAAUAUAUUUUCUAUCUAUUUAAAAUUUAAUUUCUAAUUUGAAGUAUCAAAUUUUAACUAACUGAUAGAGCAAAAAGUUUCAUUGCAGAUAAUGGUCUCAAAAGUUAAUUCCAGUAUAUCACGUAUAAAAAAAAUGUACAGAUGAAAUUUGAAAAUAAUUGUCAAAAUAAUAAAGAAAAACGAUUCGACUUUUUUAGCACAAUCUAAAUAAUAUUAUUAUAUCCUGUUUAAUUGUAGGAUCGAACAAUUUUUUUUUAAAUUAUAAAGAACCACAUUUAAUUUUAGAAAUAAAAAAAAUGACAUAAAAAAUUAAAACUGUAAUUAAUUAGAAAAGUUCCUAGAAUGAUAUUCCAAAAUUAAUUUAAACUAUACUUGAUUUUAAUUUGAAUAAGCAGCUCGAUAUUAUAUGGCUUUUAUAAUUAUGCCAGUAUAUAACAUUUAAAAAUGUACAUGUGAAAUUUAAAAGUAAUUUUAAAAAUAAUAAAAUAAAAACAAUUAGACUUUUUUUAGCACAAUCUGAAUAAUAUUUAAUAUUAUUGCGUACUAUUUAAUUGUAGGAUUGAACUUUUUUUUUAAUUAUAAAGAACCAUAUUUAAUUUUAGAAACAAAAAAUAACAUAACACUUUCAAAUGUAAUUAAUUAGGAAAGUUACUGGAAUAAUGUUCGAAAAUUAAUUUAAACAGUACUUGAUUUUAAUUUUAAUAAGCUCGAUAUUGUAUGACUUUUACAAUUAAACGAAAUCUCAAAAUUAGUAACUUUCAAAAUAAUGCACGAAAAAAAAUACUGGAAGGCUGGGACCCUGUUAUCAAUCCUUUUUUUACUUUGCCUAUUUAAUGAAAAAAAUGGCCCUGAAAACUGUUUUUUCCAAAAGCUUUCGGGAAUACUAUUUAUAUGCAUUCAUUCAAUUUUUGCUAAUACUUCUUGCAGUAAUUCGUGGAAUAGUUAAUCAGAGUGCAUCACUGCAUUCUGAGUACUCUACAAAUGCUUAAUUCUUAUACUUUUUGCUUGUUUUGAAGAAUAAUUCAUAAGAAUGCGUCACUAGAAUCUGAAAAAAGAAUUAUCUGUUCUGAAAAAAACAGUGCUUCUAAUAUAGUUACCUCUUUCGUAGCUUUCCAUUCAUUAGUGAAAGAAUCGUAAAAUGUUUUUCUUAUAUAAUUAUUAUUUUGACUUUUUACAAUGCAUGAAUAUAUAUAUACUCUUAUCGCUUUUAAACUCGCGGCUAUGUGACUGUGUUGGUUGUAAAUUAAGAUUCAUAAGCUAAGAUUCCGUCCAAAAUUCAUUAUCACAUUCAUGAAUUCAUAUUUACAUGACAUUCAUUAGGAUACAUUUUAUUUUUGUGCAUAAUCAUUUAUCUUUCUACGGUUUAGACUAUCAAAUGAAGAUAAUAUAUAUUAUGAUCGUAGCUUCAAAUUUUGAUUUUUUUUCUUCUUUUGUUUAGAUUUCUGGUUUUCUUUUAGUGUUGGGUUAAUUUUGUAAAACAUAAAUGACAUGACAAUGUCUAUAAUAUAUUAAGAGACAGUUUUCAUUUUGUACUUUUGUUGUCUGUGUGAUUUACGAUAUAUAUGUUUUUGAAUCUUUGUUUUCAUAUUAUUAU
This is a messenger RNA of Argiope bruennichi, 6890 nucleotides long. RefSeq lists its product as uncharacterized. Lineage: Eukaryota; Metazoa; Arthropoda; Arachnida; Araneae; Araneidae. The transcript is spliced from 11 exons. Bases 83 to 1819 code for a protein of 578 amino acids. The record is from RefSeq and is a predicted model, not a curated record.